Messenger RNA from Heterocephalus glaber (naked mole-rat), 2303 nucleotides. It is a transcript of the gene St3gal5, whose product is annotated as ST3 beta-galactoside alpha-2,3-sialyltransferase 5. NCBI's taxonomy places the organism in Eukaryota, Metazoa, Chordata, Mammalia, Rodentia, Bathyergidae. Gene Ontology annotation, molecular function: lactosylceramide alpha-2,3-sialyltransferase activity. The record is from RefSeq and is a predicted model, not a curated record.
GCAGAGCGGCGGGCCCUGCACCAGCGAACCCAGGCGGCGGCGGCACCUGCCGGCCGAGCUAUAGACCAUUCUUAGGAGAAUGGAGAAAAAUAAACACCUCAGCUGUUCGUUGUUGUGAGGCUUCAUCCCCAGCAGAACUCAGUGCACAGAAGGCUGGUGUGGACAGCACGAUGUCAGUCAUGCAACGCUAAAUGAUAACAGUUCUGUGAAACUGAGAAUCGAUUGCUCAAGGCCUUCCCUGCAAUGGUACAUCUGUGCUCAGAACAAGAUGAGAAGACCUAGCUUGCUGUUAAAAGACAUCCUCAAAUGUAUGUUGCUUGUGUUUGGAGUGUGGAUCCUUUAUAUCCUCAAGUUAAAUUACAUCUCUGAAGAAUGUGACAUGAAAGAAAAGCAUUUUGUGGACCCUGACCGCAUAAAGAGAGCUCAGAGACGUGCUCAGCAAGUCCUGCAGAAGGAAUGUCGGCCCAGAUUUGUGAAGACAGCAAUGGCGCAGCUAUUUGAGCACAGAUAUAGCCUAGACUUGGCACCCUUCGUGCAGAAGGUCCCUGGAGCCAGUGAGUCCGAGUACAAGUAUGAUCCUCCCUUUGGAUUCCACACUUUCUCCAAUAAAGUCCAGUCCCUCCUGGAAAUACUGCCCGAGCAUGACUUCCCUGAACACUUGAAAGCCAAGCACUGUCAGCGCUGUGUGGUGAUCGGGAGCGGGGGAAUUCUGUACGGACUGGAGCUGGGGCAUUCCCUGAACCAGUUCGACAUUGUUAUAAGGUUAAACAGUGCACCAGUUGAGGGAUAUUCCGAGCAUGUUGGAAAUAAAACUACUAUAAGGAUGACCUAUCCAGAGGGUGCACCACUAUCUGAUGCUGAAUAUUAUGCCAACGACUUGUUUGUCACUGUUCUAUUUAAGAGUGUUGAUUUCAGUUGGCUUCAAGCAAUGGUAAAAAAUGAAACAUUGCCAUUUUGGAUCCAACUCUUCUUUUGGAAGCAGGUGGCAGAAAAAAUCCCACUACCACCAAAACACUUCAGGAUUUUGAAUCCAGUUAUUAUCAAAGAGACUGCCUUUGACAUCCUUCAAUAUUCAGAGCCUCAGUCAAGAUUCUGGGGCCGAGAUAAGAACGUCCCCACAAUCGGCGUUAUUGCCGUGGUCUUAGCCACACAUCUGUGUGAUGAGGUCAGCUUGGCAGGUUUUGGAUAUGACCUCAGUCAACCCAGAAUGCCUUUGCACUACUUUGACAAUCUGUGCAUGGCUGCCAUGAACUGGCAGACGAUGCACAAUGUGACAGCAGAGACCAAGUUCCUCCAGAAGCUGGUCAGAGAAGGCGUGGUGACAGAUCUCAGCGGUGGCAUCCACUGUGAAUUCUGAACAGGGAAAACCUCUUGGAAAUGUAGCAGGGCCCAUGGGCUGUUCUGAAUCGUCUUCUGGAUGCCUUUUGUCCUGCAAAUACUUUGAAGUGCAGCUGGUGUUUUUAACUUUUAAUUUAAAGAAAACAAAGGCAAGAGUUUAGCUCUUCCCAUUUUCUAUUUAUUUGAAGACAGUGCUUGUUUUUUGCACAACAUUUCAUAAGUUACAUUUAAGAAUAGAAUUGGAAAGACUUUUACAAGAGAACUGUAUGGAAUGAUGUUUAUUUUAAGAAAGUAAUUUAAUUGGUGAGAACUCUGUCCAUGUAGUGUGCACAUCAAAUACCAGGUAAUGAAGUGGAAGUACAGGGAGGUCACCCUUUCCUUUGAUGACGGCCCUGAAUGCCUGAUUGGACUUUUCGGCUCUCUCUGGGAACCCAAGGAGGCUUCCAGUAACUAAGCCACUGGCAGCUGUGGGAGGCCUGGAGCCAGUUGGACAAGUUCAAGGACAACCCCCCCCCCACUAGUCUGCCCUCUGCUGGAGGAUUUGCAGAAUCAAUCAGGGGAGCUAUCCGAGUGUCCCCUGAGAACUGUGAAACUGCCCGGGGCUGCAGAAGCCACCGUCUUCCCAGCAAUUGUGAAGGCUCUUGAAUUUCUUGAGAAUUUUUUUAUUACCUUCCAAAACAUUUAAGUGUUAUCUAAGAUGUUCCUCUGUGUAUCUGAGGUGGCUGAAAAGAUGAGGACAAAACCUCUCUUUCCAGAGACAAGGGGAAUAAGCCCUUUCCAGGAAUAACCACAUUUUCUGAAACACUAAAAUGCAGUCCUCCCAGUGUUAUAAAUUGCUUACUUUAAAAAAAAAAAAAAAGCAGAUUUUUAAAUGCCUACCUGGCAGUGUGUGCCAAGCCAUGUGCUGGUGCAGGGGGAAAAAAAUAGAAAAAGAAUAAUAAAAGCUUUUGAGUCCUGUGGUCUAA